Molecule: messenger RNA, 1814 nt
Organism: Scleropages formosus (Asian bonytongue)
Lineage: Eukaryota; Metazoa; Chordata; Actinopteri; Osteoglossiformes; Osteoglossidae
Gene: edem2
Product: ER degradation enhancer, mannosidase alpha-like 2
Exons: 11
Coding region: 93-1814 (573 amino acids)
Biological process (GO): carbohydrate metabolic process; endoplasmic reticulum mannose trimming; mannose trimming involved in glycoprotein ERAD pathway
Cellular component (GO): membrane; endoplasmic reticulum
Molecular function (GO): calcium ion binding; mannosyl-oligosaccharide 1,2-alpha-mannosidase activity
Source: RefSeq, a predicted model, not a curated record
CUUCCGCUUAGCUGCGCUGUUAAAACUGAUGUUCAUACCCUCGAUGGUGUAUCGAAACAGGGGUUUAGUGUUUCAGCACGCUGCGAUUCUUAAUGAUAAAAUAUCUGAGUACAGCUUUCUGUGUCGUUCAUGUUUUGUCGGGCGUCAACUAUGCUGCAAAACGAAAAGAAAACACAGAGGAAGAAAUGGCCUACUACAGAGAAAGAAUAAAACAAAUGUUUUAUCACGCCUACAACAGUUACCUGGAGAAUGCGUUCCCCUAUGAUGAAUUAAGGCCUCUCACCUGUGAUGGCCAAGACACUUGGGGCAGCUUUUCCUUGACAUUGAUUGAUGCACUGGAUACUCUGCUGAUUUUAGGAAACCACACUGAGUUUCAGCGAGUGGCUUCUCUGCUACAGGACACUGUGGACUUUGAUAUUGAUGUAAAUGCAUCUGUGUUUGAAACCAACAUCCGAGUGGUGGGGGGUCUGCUCUCUGCUCACUUGCUGUCCAAGCAUGCUGGGGUGGAGGUGGAGAUGGGAUGGCCCUGUUCCGGCCCACUCCUGCGCAUGGCGGAGGAGGCUGCACGAAAACUUCUUCCAGCUUUUCAGACACCUACUGGGAUGCCGUAUGGCACAGUGAAUCUGCUAACGGGAGUUAAUCCCACAGAGACUCCAGUCACUUGCACAGCUGGAGUGGGGACAUUCAUCCUGGAGUUUGCCACUUUGAGCCGCCUGACUGGUGACCCAGUCUUUGAAGAUGUUGCACGCCGGGCCUUGAAAUCACUGUGGAAAACACGGUCAGAUAUAGGACUGGUUGGGAACCAUAUUGAUGUUAUUACCUCCAAGUGGGUUGCCCAGGAUGCUGGGAUUGGAGCUGGUGUGGACUCCUACUUUGAGUACCUGGUAAAGGGCUCCAUCAUGCUGCAGGAUGAGGAACUACUGUCCAUGUUUUUGGAGUAUGACAAGUCUAUCAAGAACUACACAAAGUUUGAUGACUGGUAUUUGUGGGUCCAGAUGCAUAAAGGAACUGUGUCCAUGCCAGUCUUCCAAUCUCUUGAGGCCUUCUGGCCAGGGCUGCAGAGUCUGCUAGGUAACCUUGACAGUGCCAUGAGGACCUUUCACAACUACUACUCUGUAUGGCGGCAGUUUGGGGGAUUGCCUGAGUUCUACAGCAUUCCACAGGGCUAUACAGUGGACAAGAGAGAGGGCUACCCUCUGCGGCCAGAACUGAUAGAGAGUGCUAUGUACCUGUACCGGGCUACUGGUGACCCUACUGUGCUGCAGCUGGGCCGUGAUGCUGUCGAGUCAAUUGAGAAAAUCAGCAGAGUCACCUGUGGCUUUGCCAGUGUAAAGGAUGUUAGAGAUCACAAACUGGACAAUCGCAUGGAAUCCUUCUUCCUGGCAGAGACAGUGAAGUACCUCUACCUCCUAUUUGACCCUGACAAUUUUCUACACAACAGUGGCACUGAUUUUGAAGCGGGUGGUCCCCAGGGGGACUGUAUCCUUGGGGCAGGGGGCUACAUCUUUAACACAGAGGCACACCCACUGGACCCAGCCGCUCUACACUGCUGCAGUCGAGCGCAGGACGAACGGAGGGAACUGCAGGACAUUCUGCUUAGCCUGUCUGAGCCUUUUACCAAUCCACAGGCACAGCAGUCAGAAGAGGCAGAGGAAGACACAGCUAGUAAUAAGGAUCCACCAUCUUCAAAGUCUUCUGAAAGCAUAGCCGUCAAGCCUGGGGUGGCCAGAAGAGCCCCAAUGCUGUCUUGUCCCAUGCAGCCAUUUAGUACCAGAUUUUCCAUUCAUGGUCAGGUCUUCUCUGACAACAUGUAG